AUGGUAUUACCUCCCCUCGUCACCUCACACACGCGUCGGCACGCCACGCCACGCCACGCCACGCUGUCUGACGAGUACAUUGUCUGUCUGUCUGUUUCCGUACUUGUACAACACGACUACUUGGUCAGGAUCGAUGACAUGAGAGAGAGAGAGAAGAGAGAGAAGAGAGAGAGGAGAGAGAGGAGAGAGAACAGGAGAAAGAAAGUUUCCAUGUUGACAGUAUACUCUAGGCUGUGCAACCAACAGGCGCCGGGGAUCCCCUUCACUACGAAGAUUUGCCGCAGCACGGAGCCGAAUAUGGCUGGCGAUGGCUGGCGGGGAGACGUACUAGGAGGGAGGAGGUAUGAGGAUGAGGACGAGGGAGGACUGGGAAGACUGGGAGGACUGGGAGGUAGGCGGAGAGGAUCCGACGAGGAAGAAACGUCACUCGCUCGAUCAGUACUGACUUCCGCGCGUCGAUACCAACUUAGCAACGGGGGCAAAUGGGAAAAUGGGCAAAUGGGCAAAUGGGCAAAUGGGCUAAUGGGCAUCAACGUGUUGACCAUUGCCAAUGCCAAUGUCCGCGGUCCUCGCCAAGCAAUAACGAAAGUGACGUUGACACUCAUAGAUGUGGACGAACAAGAAAAUGCACCAGGCACCAGAAGCACCAGACGACCACGACGGAGUGUGCAAGAUGUGCCUCCCCAUGUCAAAAUCAAAAUCAAAAUCCUUUCUCCACAGACUUCUCCAGCGAGAUUCAUGGAGCGAGGGCAAGGACAACAACAACAACAACAACAACAACAAGGAAAAGCAAGAACUGCCAGGCAAUCCCCCACCAUCUUGGAACCACCACCACCAUCAUCGUCAUCAUCGUCAUCAACAACAACAACAACAACAACAACAACCUCAACCUCAACAACAUCAACAACAACAACAACCUCGUGCUUCGGCGCACCACCACCGGCAUCGUCGCAGCCUCAGCAAAACCCUCCAAGAUGUCAUCAAAAUCCAAGCUCCGCAAGAGUACUUCCAGUCCCAGCAACGUCUCUCCGGCCGUCUCUCCCGUCUGCCCAGCGUCAGAGGCAUCUCCCGAACACCGAGCGUGCACAAUCACCCACGAGUCUCUCGACCCCCGAGUAUGGUUCGGAUCCCCCGCCCCACCAGCCUUCGAAUCUCCUCGUCUCGUCCGCCCAGUUGGCAUCGCAUUUCGAGACCUCCGAGUAUCGUAGUGCGAUACUCCGACACGGAGACGGCCACAGCAGUCAUCAAUCGGUCCGAUGUGGCCAUUAUCGACCACACCAGGAGGGAACAGUCGGAGUCGCCUCCGAUGCCGCUGCUCAGAGGCACGAGGAGCAAUGGCUCGUGGGAUGGCCGGAGGAGAAGCAAUUGAAGAGGAGAAGGAGGAGGAGGAGGAGCAGGAGUAGGAGUAGGAGCAGGACUAGAAGUGGGAAAGGGUCUGAUAGCAGUCAUGUGGAUGUGCUCGUGUGCGAUGGGGAUCUGGAGCAGGAGAGUGGUGGUAUGGAAUGUGGACAGCGUGAUGGGCUGCCGUUAGAAGAUGUGUUGGAGCUGAUCUUGGCAUUGAUUCCGACCAAGGACGAGAGGCCGAUGAUCAAUGCAUGA
Sphaerulina musiva SO2202 is the source of this 1599-nucleotide messenger RNA. RefSeq lists its product as uncharacterized. The record is from RefSeq and is a predicted model, not a curated record. NCBI's taxonomy places the organism in Eukaryota, Fungi, Ascomycota, Dothideomycetes, Mycosphaerellales, Mycosphaerellaceae. The coding region runs from base 1 to 1599 and encodes 532 amino acids. The transcript has 3 exons.